This is a messenger RNA of Uloborus diversus, 3504 nucleotides long. Its product is annotated as fatty-acid amide hydrolase 2-A-like. Bases 18 to 1592 code for a protein of 524 amino acids. Lineage: Eukaryota; Metazoa; Arthropoda; Arachnida; Araneae; Uloboridae. The record is from RefSeq and is a predicted model, not a curated record. The transcript is spliced from 7 exons.
AACACGUUCCCUCGACCAUGACGACUCUGCUGGAGAAAGUGGUGUGGUCGGUGGUGCGGAUGGGCUUUAGAGCCAUUUUCUUCGUCGCAGAUUGGAUCUUCAACUUCGCCUACAGGGGUGAGGCACAGGAGGUGCCCCCUGUGUGGAAUUCGAUCCUCCUGAAGUCGGCCACCAGAUUGGCGGCUGAAAUCAGGGAGGGAAAGUUGAGGAGUCAGGAUGUGGUACUCGCCUACAUGGAGCGAAUCCUGAAGGUGGAGCCUUACAUCAAUGCCACAGUCGACAGGCGCUUCGAGGAGGCCAUGAAGGAAGCCGCCCAUGUGGACACCCUGGUAGCCUCGGGAGCCAUGAGCAGAGAGCGGAUGGCCAGGGAAAAGCCCUUGCUAGGGGUGCCUCUCAGCGUCAAAGUGCUGCUCACAGUCAAAGGGAUGAGGAGUACGGCCUCUUCCAUGCUCUUCCUCGACACCAGGGCUGCCGAGGACGCCCCGAGCGUGGCCGCCCUAAAGGAGGCUGGGGCCAUCGUCAUGGCAACCACCAACACACCGGAAAUGGGACUGGGCUUUGAAACGAACAACUACGCCCACGGGAAGACGUGCAACCCCUACGACAUCACCAGGACCAGUGGAGGGAGUAGCGGCGGCGAGAGUGCUCUGAUCGCAGCGGCCGGAUCCGUCAUAGGAUUGGGGAACGACAUGUUGGGAAGUGUUCGGGUGCCAAGCUUCUUCACCGGCAUUUUUUCCCACAAGCCCACUAGAGGAUACGUAUCCUUGAAGGGAUGCUUCCCCGUACCGGACGCUGAACUGGAGAGGUAUAUAUACACGGGACCCAUGUGCCGAUAUGCAGAGGACCUCAACCUCACCAUGGGAGUACUCACCGCUCACAACGGAACUCCUCUUAAAUUCGGACAAAAGGUGAAUUUCAAGAACCUAAAGUUGUACUAUAUGAUGAAAUCUAAAGGUCCACUCAUGGUUGACGUAGAUCCAGAAAUUACUGCAGCAAUGAAAAAAGCUAUUUCGCAUUUUGAGACCACUUACGGAGUUCGAGCAACAGAGAUCCAGCUUCCAUCUUUGGGCAUAGUCACGUGGAUGUGUCUAUACAAUUUCGUGUACUCAGUCAAAGACAUGAAGAAGCUGCUGACAGCCGGCAAGACUGACAUCAACGUCUUCGUGGAGUUCCUGAAACGUCUUUUCGGUGCUUCCAAACUGUCUCUCAUGGCUAUCCUUGCCAUGUUAGCCCGGAAAACGCCUUUCAUCUUCAAUUCCGAAAACGAAAAAUCUUUCGCCAAAUUGGAAAACAUGUUCAGGGGAAAGCUGAACAGCGUUCUUGCAGACGAUAACUCGGUGUUGUUGAUGCCGACCUUCCCCAUGACUGCACCUUACCACUACCAGGUGACGCUGCUGCUGCCGAGCACUGGAUACACGGGUUUGUUCAAUAUGUUGCCCAAUCCAGCGACCCAAUGCGCCAUGGGCCUCAGCAAGGAGGGAUUGCCCAUUGGAUUUCAAAUAGUGGGUCGCAGUGGUGCAGAUCCACUCACCAUAGCUUGCGCUGUGGAGUUGGAGAAAGCGUUUGGUGGUUGGGUGCCACCUGCACAAUGAUAAAAACUCCUUUAGCUAUAUUAAGUUGCAUCUCCACCAUCCUCUGUAAUCUCUUUAACUGCACUAAAAUCUCAACUAUUUGCGUGUGGAUUAUCCGGCUUACAGAUUGUCCGUGCACUUUGUAAAUCACCAGUGUUUAUGGAUUUUCCGUCAGCCUAAAGCAAAGAAUUAAGAUUUGAAGUAUUAUAGUUAAAACUGUGUCAGACCAAGAUAAGAGAAUGUUAGCACAUAAAAACUGAAUUAAAUGACUCUAUCUUGGCUUUCUUCCAUCAGGCUGAUUGAAGAAAGCCAUUGACUCGAUUAUCGAUGUAAGGAUUAUCCUUCUUGCGGAUUUUCCAUACAGUCAUUAUUUAUUUCGGAUUUUUUGUUCACGUAAAAAAACUCUUUUUAAAGCAAUCGAAGUAUUAUCUGUGCAAUCAGUGACUUUCAUAAGAAAAACUAAAAUAUUCUAACGGCUGUGAUAUACCUGACUCUCCUCUUGGUUGAAAAAUCAUCAACUUUUGCGAAAUUUCCGUGCAUCGACAAAUUUCUAUUAUCAUUCAGAUAUUAUGUGCACAUGACCAAGAGGAAAAACGUGAAAAAGUUAUUGUGAUCAAUGGAUUUUAAGCGAGAAUAUUGAAAGUGAAAAUAGUUUCUUAAGAGCAGUGUGUAAGUGGAAACAAAAGUCUUCCAGUGCUCGCUCUUGGGUGGAGCAAUGUUUCUAUAAAAUACAGGUUCUUAAAUAACGUACAUAUUUUAAGUCACAUGCUUGGUGCUGCCAUUAGAAACACGUACCACUAAAUUGUGUAAACAUUCAUUUAUAACUUGUAAGAGAAAUCAACAAAAUAUGUUAAACCCAUGGACUAAGGAUAAGCCCAGUUUCCACAUUAGGGCAAUACCACGCUAGAGGUACAGGGUGUCCUGAAAAAGACUGACUAUUUUGAAAAAAUUAUUACAGGAAAAUGUUUAAUGAUAAAAAUAUAAUUCUUGCAGAAAAUUCAUGUGGCGGGCAGUAAAUUCUUUCCCUUGAAAGUGCGAAUGUUAGUUCAACAAUUUUCUAAUAGAUGGCAUUUCAGGUACUAAGCCCAUGAAUCAAAGAAAGACUGAACACUACAUCAUAAUUAUUCGAAAAAUGUUUUUAAUGAACAAAAUUACGUAACAAUUUUUCAAAAUAUCGACCGUCGGCAGCAACCACGUGUCGCAAUCGAAGGAAAAAUCGGUGAAUUUCAAUUCUUCGUUUUUGAUUUUCAGGUUUACUAUCUGCCGCGCCAUCUAAUGAAAAAUUUUUGAACUAAAAUUUGGAACUCUGAGAAAAAAACUUACGGAGCACCACAUGAAUUUUCUGCAAACAUUUAUUUUUCAUCAUUAAGCGUUUUCCUGUUAUACAUUUUUGAAAACAGGCAGUCUUUUUCAGGACACCCUGUAAAUGGCGUUGUAUUGAUUGGGGUCAUUUUUAAGCAUUCGCUGCGUUAAGGUGUCAACAUGAAACCGCAUCAGGUUAAACUCACGGUAUCAGUUGACGAGCUGAGCGAUCUCCUAUCAAGCCAAGUAGUCUUCAACUAUGGUGUUUCUCGCAGGUAAUUUAAUUUCGCCAUUGAAAAGAGACUAAGUAUGAACUUACUUGUGCUCAACCUUGACCACCAGAUUCCUCUUCAUGUUGACAGACGGUUUCGAGGUUUGUACCUGGAAGACAAGGCAGCAAGCAGUCUACUUUAUUUUUAGUCCACAGCUCAAUCAAAUGUAGUAUUGUUGUGUGAUCAACAUUGGACUCUACUUCAGGAGAAGUGAAAGCAGAAGUAAAUAAAGCAACGUGACACUUGGCAAAAGUGCUAUCUGCUUGGUGUUGGGAAGACUGGAAACAUUGCCACUGCGAAUGACGUAUGGAGAAUCAAAUGUUUUUGGACUUCUGCAACUUCUUUCAGAAAUCAUGUUA